Messenger RNA from Oryzias melastigma (Indian medaka), 2883 nucleotides. Its product is annotated as post-GPI attachment to proteins factor 2. Bases 390 to 1154 code for a protein of 254 amino acids. The transcript is spliced from 6 exons. Lineage: Eukaryota; Metazoa; Chordata; Actinopteri; Beloniformes; Adrianichthyidae. Gene Ontology annotation, biological process: GPI anchor biosynthetic process. Gene Ontology annotation, cellular component: endoplasmic reticulum membrane; Golgi membrane. The record is from RefSeq and is a predicted model, not a curated record.
CUGACAGCCACGCUGUUUGCGCGCUCCCAUCCUGCGUUUAGCGGAUAAUUUAAUAGUUUGCGUGUUAUUCAGCACUCGAAUUAUGGUAUGUAAACUAAUUGAGUCCCUUCAUCACAAAUGUACGUUUUUUUCUCUUCCGGGUGCAUCUAUCGCCGCCCCCUCGUUCAUCCUGCUGCUGCUGCUUCAUCCACUAAGGAGGAAAACUGCAUCCGCAGCUGCUGAUCGCAUUCUCCUUAAACGAAUCUGAGCAUCUGAAGAUGUCGGAAAACAAUAACAUUUCAAGUGGAAUUCUCCUCACUACUCCUGUGGGAUCUGGAAUAUUCUAGGAAACGUUGAUUAGCGCGUUUUUGUUGCAAAUUACGCGCAGGUUAAACUGGGUGAAGUCAAACAUGCUUCAAGGCUCGGGUGUUUUGCUGCACGAGAGGCCUCUGGACAUCAAGGUGUCAUUUAGUGCCUGCGCUUUGGGAACUGUGUCCCUGCCACUGCUUGGACUAAUAGCAUGUGUUGUCAUAUCCUUCAUCUUUCAUUUUGAAGAUGCUACUGGUACACAUUGCCAGGUUCCUAAUUACCUGCCAUCCAUCAGUGCCGCAAUAAGCUUAAGUCCAGAGUGUUACAUUUGGCGCUUCUGCAUCGGACUGCACUCCGCACCGAGGCUCAUGGUGGCCUUCACCUAUUUCAGAUUUUACAAGAUCCGCUUUGACACCAGGUUCCCCGAGAGCCCACUCACCUGCUUGAACCUGGCCUUCUCCAUCUCCGAGAACAUCGGUCUCCUGCUCCUCACUUACGUGUCAUCCAGUGAGACGUACUUUGUGCACAAAGAAGGUUUUGUCCUUUUCAUUGUGAGUUCCAUCAUCUACAUGCUGAUAACCUGCCGUUUAUGGAAGUCUAUUAAGAAGUAUUCCUUAAAUCCUGAGGAUGCUAAAUCGCACCACUGGAAAGUACGUCUGCUGCUGCUCAACCUUUGCUUCUAUGGUUUUGCUGGAUUUUUUUACUGGAAACACAACGUGUACUGUGAGUCAGGAAGUUACACGUUUUUUGCCCUGUUUGAGUAUCUGGUGGUCAUCUCCAACAUGGCCUUCCACCUCACGGCCAUGUGGGACUUUAAGAGCCGGGAGAUCGCUGUCGUUUCCUCAUCAGAUAACAAAAACUUCUGACUAAAGCCCAGUGGGCUUGACGCUCAGUGUCCAGCCAUAGAGUCACCCGAUCACAGCAACUGCUCCGCUCAAGAGGAAGAGGAAGAGGACGGGAAGGAAGACCUAUUCCACAUAUUUGCAUCAAGCUUCUCUUGAUGCUUGUCAGGACACAAAUAAAUAACAUGCACACUUGUUGGACAUUUAGCUUUUUAAAAUUUGGUUUUCAGAUGAACUAUUUUAGGGAUAUAAGAUGUGAAUUCAUAGCUGACAGCAGAAAGAUGGUCAUGGGACAUUUGUCUGAAGCACCAACAAAUCUGCAUCCUUAUGGAUCUUCAUGGAGUUUCCCUUUUGGAACCAUGGAGUCUCAGUUUGGACUUAAGUCAAAUGUUAAGUUGAGAUUUUUUUUUGCAGAGGUUUUGCACUCAAAAGGCUGCAAAGCUAAGAAAAAUGACGCCUAAUUAUUAAAGAAAAUGGGUCAAAACAAUGAGAGAGACUGAGAAAAUGGAGGAUGUUUGACAAGGAGGACCAGACGUGGUUUAAAAAUAAAAUUAACCUACUUUAAAAUUAAGUAUUAAUUAAUAUAUUCAAGUAUUUUAUUUUGAAGGAGAAGGAGAUUUUGUAUUACUAAAUUGAAUAAUUGUUACACUAUGACCCAGAAAUUCAUGUAUUUCUUACAAAGUGUUAUUAGUAAGAUAUACAAAAGAGAAACGUUCCACUAAUUUAGGAACAACUACAAUGAUGUCAUGUAAAAUAUUGAAUAUUUUCAAAUGAAAAUUGACAGAACAGGAUAAAAAAUGUUUCUAAAAAAAUAUGAUGUUUUUAAAUGUUUCCCUCUUUUUUCUUUUUUUUUAUCUUUUUGUGAGAAAAUCUGGAUUCUAAGCCAUAGAAACUGGGUUAUUUUUGUGUAUUUAAUCAGAUUUUAACAGGUAUUUUAGCAAAAUGUACAAAUUUAUAAUUGGUAAAUUUAACCUGAUUACUACUCAAAAUGCUAAUUCUUAUUAAAAAAAGAGAAAGCAAAAAAUGUAUAGGUUUUACGAAAAGUAUGACUAGAGUUUUUUUUUAAGCUGCUGACACAUACGUGGUUCUUACAACAGCACUUUUUUCAAUCUUUUUAUCUAAGCCUUAAGUGAUAAAUAAUGUCAAGGACAUAUUAAAUUAUGUUAAGUGAAGUCACAUCAGAUGACUUAUGUAGCCAUUACUGAGAACAGUAUAUACACAAAUAAAUCCUGUAUUUAAUCUUAGUUAAAUAUGUGUAUUUUUUUCUUUUAUUUAUUGUUUUUCAUACAUGACUUUUUAACUUCAUUUUUUCAACUGUAGAUUCAUGAGAUUUGCUGUUUUAUCAUCACCAGACUUGAUAUUUUCUUCUGCUUUGAUAUGGUGCAAAAAAUUGAAUGUCAAAAUGUUCAUUUUAAUAGUUUCAAUAUAUGUUUUUUUUCUUGGUGCUUUUAAAAAUCAGAAAUAAGUCACUGGGAAAAUUCCAAUGCAGUGUACUCACUGCUUUACAAAUAUACACAAGUGUUAAGCUUUUUGGUGUGUUUGUGAUACGUUAAAAUCCAAGUGACCAUUUUUCCAGAUAACCACAAAAUAACUCACUAGCCUUUCCUUACACACUAAACUUAACAGAAAAAGAUAAUUGUGAGCUGCUAUGCUUUUCUGAGCUGUUUUUUGGCAAAGAAGUUUGCUGUAACUUUGUAAUGAAAUGUUGAGCAAUUGUUUUCACUUGAAUUAAAUCUUUUUUGAGUCCUUUUCA